AUGUUUAUGUGGGCAGGAAAACCUUGUUUCUUUAUUGUUAAAGCUACAAAAAAAAAGAUUGGAAGGAUAGGAUCCGCUGUAGAUUUUGAGAAUGAACUUAAAAGACUCAAUGAUUAUAUUAAUUUACCACCAGGUCAAAGGAAAUUAAGUUUACCAACUAGAAGAUGGGAUCCAGUAAUUUCAAUCACAGGAUUUCGUAAUUUAACUGAUGCUCGGAGAUUUGAAAUAUUUGUUGAAAAUACUUUCAGAUCGGAAUUACCUAUAGAAGAAAUAUCGGACUUUAAACAAUUUAAAUCAGAAGAAUUUCCUCCAUGCGUAUAUAAAAGAAUCGUAAUAGCUAGAAAAUUAUUUAGAGAAUUUUUUACCGAAAAAUUACCAGUUGAACAACCAAAAAUUUGGAAAAAAUGGGAAAUCCAUUGGUCUCCAAAGUUAAGUAAAGAAUUAUUAAAACAAGCACAAUUUGGCUGGGACAUUGAAGAAUUUAGAAAGACUCAAUCUUUUGUUAAAGUAUCUGACAAUGAUGAUAAUAAUAAAAAUCAAGAACAAAGGUACAAAACAAAAUUAUACACAAUUCAACAUAAAAUAAUGAAAUUUGAUGAUUUUGUUCCAUGGGAUGAUAUUUUGAAAGAAUGGAGAGAGUUGAAAGGGGAAAAAAAGCAUUUGGAUCAACAUGUACAAAUUAAAAUGAAAAAAGAAAGACUACCAUUUAGGGAGCUGAGAAGUCUUCAACCUCCUCCACCAAAAGAUCAUUGGUUUAAAGUAAUAGAUGAUGAUGAAUAA
Messenger RNA from Diversispora eburnea, 780 nucleotides. NCBI's taxonomy places the organism in Eukaryota, Fungi, Glomeromycota, Glomeromycetes, Diversisporales, Diversisporaceae. The record is from the annotation of a GenBank genome assembly.